Colletotrichum godetiae is the source of this 1986-nucleotide messenger RNA. RefSeq names its product carboxylesterase. The record is from RefSeq and is a predicted model, not a curated record. The transcript has 5 exons. NCBI's taxonomy places the organism in Eukaryota, Fungi, Ascomycota, Sordariomycetes, Glomerellales, Glomerellaceae. The coding region runs from base 1 to 1527 and encodes 508 amino acids.
AUGAAGCUGACUCUCAAUAGCGUACCCAACUAUACGUUCGAGAAAGACGCCAUGGGUGAUGAGGAUUGUCUAUUUCUGAAUGUGUUUGCUCCUGCCAACAGGACUCGGCUACCGGUGCUGUUCUGGAUUCAUGGUGGCGGAUAUGGCCAGGACUGGGCCGCCAACUAUGAUUUCUCGCACAUGGCCAAGACGGUAGGCAACGGCUUUGUGACAGUCAUCAUCCAGUACCGGCUCGGCGCUUUUGGCUUUGCCUCGUCAGCUGAGAUUGGUCAUUUCGGGGUACCUAACGCCGGCAUUCACGAUAUGCGAUUCGCUUUGGAAUGGGUGCAGGACUACAUCCGUCUCUUCGGAGGCGACCCUGCUCGCGUCACCAUUGCGGGAGAGUCUGCCGGUGGAGGUGGUGUGAUGCUCAUGACGAUGGCCCACAGCGGCUCUGAUGAAACCUCUUUGUUUCAACGCGCCAUUGUAUCGAGCCCAUAUCUGCCCACUCAGUGGGGUCAUGAUGAUAUGCAACCUUCUCAGGCAUACUAUGAUUUGGCUGUCCAAGCCGGGUGCCUGGAUGCCAAGACCACACAGAACGGGAGUGUAUUUGGUUGCUUACAAAACGUCGACAGCAAUACUCUUCAGAACGCUAGCGCGCUUGUGAGUAUGGGAGCCAGAUGGGGCCAGUGGGCUUUCCUGCCUGUGACUGACGGCAAAUUCAUCACGCGAAGGCCGACGGAGCAGCUUUUGGAGGGCCAAGCGAACGGUAAAGCUGUCCUCUCUGGGAACAACGCCAAUGAGGGUACAUUGUUCGUCCCAACAGACAUUGAUUCUCGGGACAAGUUUAUAUCUCUCACGCGACGGAGCUAUCCACUGUUGACAGACGCAAACAUGAGUGCCAUUAUGGAGAUGUACGACAUUGGAGACAAACCGACGUCGAGCUCCUUGUAUCCAACCAACGGGUUGACAGCUCCAUUCGCUACGAGCCAUUCAGAAAUCGCCUCAGGAUGGCUACAGGCGGCGUACAACCUCUACGCGGAGGUCACAUUCGUCUGCCCCGCCAUGUGGCUUGCGGACGCUUUUUCUCUCAACAGUGACACUGCGGGUGGAGGGAAACAGGCAUGGCGUUACCAGUAUUCGCCACCGCCGUCUUUCCACGACGACGACCUAGACGUUCUCAUGAAAGACGUGCAAGGGACCAAUGACACGGACGGCGCUGACGAGAGCGUCGGGUUCAGAAUCGCGUUCCAGAGCAUGUGGGGUCGGUUCGUGAUCGACGGAGACCCCACUCUAGCCGACGAUGUUGCGCGGGCAGUCAGCCAAGUCGGGGAAGAUGUCUCCGCGGCGCAAAUGUCCCAGUGGCUGCCGUGGGGGUCGAUAAACACGCGACUGAACGGCUCAACGCACACCAUGCUAAACCUGAACCUGACAAAUCCUGAGAGUGGGAAAGCUGACUUCCGAGUCGUGAAUGGCUUGUCUUGGGAAGGGGGAAGAGGAGAUAGGUGUAAGCUGUGGGCGGAUCUGGGUUACUGGAUUCAGUCAUAACGGGAAAUCUGUCUACUGGUUCGACGUGUCAUCUAGUAAGAUGCGGCUGACUGUCUAAACAAAACAAGAAUUGGGGGGAAGACAUCUCAAAAUAGAAGUUGGAAUUGAUUGAGUUACGUACUAAUCGAGAUUGAUCGUCAAAAUGACGCCGUCAACAGUCAAGUACCCAUGGCUAUUAUCGAGCAGCAGUUAGACAGGCAGGGGUCAUUUUGUGUGUAUUGAUGAGUAUGUCGAAUGAAUGGCUACGGAAAGAAAUCCCAUAUUUAUAUAAUGAGUGUACGAUCCCCUUGUAUAAGGAUACCCUUGCUAGCCUUACUCAUACCUCUGGUUAAGCAUAAGUCAGGUCGCUCGAGGUGAAACAAUUACCGUAGCGAAUGUGCUGGAGCAGUCUGACACCUACUAUUCUACUAGCCUACUACUGCUGCCUGCGAUGCGUUUGAAACGAGAAGUCACACUUCU